AUGGAUGACUACACGGUACUGAAGGUGAUUGGGGAAGGCUCCUUUGGCCGGGCUCUCUUAGUACGACAAGAAAGCAGCAACCAGAAGUACGCGAUGAAGGAAAUAAGGCUUCCCAAGUCUCUCUCUGAUAUAAAGAACUCUAGGAAGGAAGCCAUUCUAUUGGCUAAAAUGAGACAUCCCAAUAUUGUUGCCUUUAAGGAGUCAUUUGAAGCUGAUGGACACUUGUAUAUCGUGAUGGAAUAUUGUGAUGAAGGUGAUCUCAUGCAAAGGAUUAAAAAUCAAAAAGGAAAAUUAUUCCCUGAGGAUAUGAUACUUCACUGGUUUACACAGAUGUGCCUGGGAGUGAAUCACAUUCAUAAAAAAAGGGUGUUACACAGAGAUAUCAAGUCCAAGAAUGUCUUCCUCACCCAGAAUGGAAACAUAAAAUUGGGAGAUUUUGGAUCUGCCCGACUUCUCUCCAAGCCUAUGGCAUUUGCUUGUACGUAUGUGGGAACACCUUAUUAUGUGCCUCCAGAAAUUUGGGAGAAUAUGCCCUAUAACAAUAAAAGUGACAUAUGGUCCUUGGGAUGCAUUUUGUAUGAACUUUGUACCCUCAAACAUCCAUUUCAGGCCAAUAGCUGGAAGAAUCUUAUCCUUAAGAUAUGCAAAGGAUCCUACAACCCGCUUCCAUCUCAUUACUCCUAUGAACUUCGCUAUCUAAUAAAACAGAUGUUUAAGAGAGAUCCCACAUCGCGCCCUUCUGCUACUACAAUUCUCUCUAGAGGCUCUUUAGCAAAGCUUCUCCAGAAGUGCUUGUCACCAGAGAUAGUUAAAGAGUAUGGUGAGCAGAUCAUAGAAGAAACCAGGAAGUCUAAGAAUGCUACACCAGGAAAAAUGGGUAAUGGCCCUGCCAGGACAAAUGUAAGCCCAGGAAAUGAGGCAAUUACUAUGCAAGGAGAAGAAAAAGGUAAAAAAUGUAGCCCUGCUGACUUAGAGAAAAUUAAUAAAAAUUUGGCUGAAAAUGCACUGAAGCAAAUAAGCAAUGAGGAAAAAGAAAAUAAAUCAAUCCAUCUGAGGAAAGGUAACUCUCCAAGCCCUCAGAGGCGACAGUGGGAGAAGAACAUAUCCAAUACAGCUGUCAAUGCCCUGGAAAAUGCGUCUAUACUUUCUUCCAGUUUACCUUCAGAGGAUGAUAGAGGUGGUUCUGUAAUAAAGUACAGUGAAAAUAAUACCAGGAAGCAGUGGCUCAAAGAAUCUCCUGAAACUUUGUUGAAUAUCCUUAAGAAUGCUGACCUUAGCUUGGCAUUUCAGACAUAUACAAUAUAUAAAUCAGGCUCAGAUAAUUUCCUGAAAGGACCUCUUUCGGAUGAAGCAGAAACAUCAGAUUGUAUAGAUGGAGAUCAUGAUAUCAUCUUGGACCCUGAGAGACUUGAACCUCGAUUAGAUGAAGAGGACACGGACUUUGAAGAAGAAGAUGAUGACCCAGAUUGGGUGUCUGAACUAAAGAGAAGAGCUGAAUUAAAGUGUGGGGCUCAUGAAUAAUUCCAAAGAAAUGUUUCUUAAACACAUUCAGAAGAAUUGUUAAAUUAAGUAAUCAACACUGUGU
This is a messenger RNA of Gracilinanus agilis (Agile Gracile Mouse Opossum), 1585 nucleotides long. It is a transcript of the gene NEK3, whose product is annotated as NIMA related kinase 3. Gene Ontology annotation, molecular function: protein kinase activity; ATP binding. The transcript is spliced from 15 exons. NCBI's taxonomy places the organism in Eukaryota, Metazoa, Chordata, Mammalia, Didelphimorphia, Didelphidae. The record is from RefSeq and is a predicted model, not a curated record. The coding region runs from base 1 to 1521 and encodes 506 amino acids. Gene Ontology annotation, biological process: protein phosphorylation.